Messenger RNA from Rotaria sp. Silwood1, 984 nucleotides. NCBI's taxonomy places the organism in Eukaryota, Metazoa, Rotifera, Eurotatoria, Philodinida, Philodinidae. The record is from the annotation of a GenBank genome assembly.
AUGUGGAACGAUUAUAAUUUAAGAUGGAAACCAGAAGAGUUUGGUAAUAUUCAAACACUACGAAUACCAAGUAAACAAAUUUGGACACCAGAUAUUCUCUUAUACAAUAGUGCCGAUGAAAAUUUUGAUAUUACAAUGAAAGUCAAUGCCAUUGUGCAACAUAAUGGUGAUAUACAAUAUGUUCCACCAGUAUUAUUCAAAUCAAUUUGUUCAUUUAAUAUUGCUGCAUUUCCAUUUGUAAUGCCUUGUUUUAUUAUUAGUUGUAUGACAAUAUUUGGAUUUUUAUUAUCACCAGAUAGUGGUGAAAAAUUAACCUUGCAUAUUACAACUCUUCUCACUGUUGUUAUGUUCAGUUUACUUCUCGCAGAUAUUCUUCCACCAAGUUCAAAUGCUAUACCGAUUAUUAUUGCUUAUUUCAUGUGUGUUAUGAUUAUAUCAGCAGUUUCAGUUGUUACAACAAUAUUAAUAUUAUCAGUUCAUUUUCGAAACUCUAAAAAUUAUACAAUGUCAGUAUGGGUUCGUAAGUAUAUUUGUAAUUAUUUAGCAUGGUUAUUACUUAUGAAGCGUCCCGGUCAUGAUUUGAGUUGGUGUAGGAUUCGUCGUCAAUGGGCUUCUCCAAAACAAGAAUCGAAUAAUGUAAAUAAAUCGAUCGAUAAUCGUCAUUCGAAGAUUUUUCCUGAACCAUCAUUGAAUAAUACAUUCGAGUUGUUAUCAACUAAUGUCGACAAGAAAUCUUCAGAAUUCUUAGAAAAUCAAAAUACAUCAAAAGAAUUGUAUACAUGUGAUAUGGAUAUGAUUCGUUCUGAGCUACGCGUUAUUAUUUCUCAACUUGCUAUUCUCGUUAAUUAUUUUCGACAAAAAGACAAAGAUGAUGAUCAGUCUCAAGAUUGGCAAUUUGUGGCAAUGGUCAUCGAUCGUCUUUGUCUAGUGAUUUUUGCUACAGUCAUGCUUCUUUUUACUGUACUUACUUUUCUCAACAUUUAA